CUUCCUCCACGGCACAAGCCCCAAGGAAAAACUAGAAGCAGGGGGAGGUUUGUGGUCUCUGAAAACUUUGGCCAGAGGACACUGAAAAGCCUCAAGUAGGCGACAACUGGGGGCUUGUCAGAGUCAGUCUCUCUCUCUGACAUAACCCCACUUUAAUCAAAAGCUCAUGGCUUCUUUCUCUUCUUCUUCCUCCUCUCACUCAUUUGGGUCAUUUCACUUCUCUGCUUUUAUAACUCUGGACGAAGUGGGUGUCUGAAUCUGUGACAAAGUUGGCAUCUUUUAAAAAAAAAAAUGGAGGGCACCCAAGUCGUGAGAGUGAAGCGUGAGGUGGAUGAAGAGGAGCCGUUGAUCAAGCUCGGCCUUGCGGUCGGCGGCGGUGGAGGGGGAGGAGGAGGGAAGAGGAGGAGUGAGUUUACUGCGGCGCAGGUGGAGGAGUUGGAGCAGCAGAGGCUUAUUUAUAAGUACAUAGCUGCUGGGUUGCCUCCUCCUUUUCACCUUGUGCUUCCUGUUUGGAAGAGUGUGGCUGCUACUCUCUCGAAUGCUGUUUUCUACCAGCGGUAUCCUAGCUUUUUAAGAUAUGGGAGCGUCGACUACGGAAGUAAAAUGGAUCCUGAGCCAGGAAGGUGUAGAAGAACUGAUGGAAAGAAAUGGAGGUGUAGUAGGGAUGUAUUCCCUGAUGAGAGGUACUGUGAGAGACAUAGGCACAGAGGGCGCCAGCGUUCAAGAAAGCCUGUGGAAAGUUGUGAAGUCACUUCUCUUCCAAGCACAGAACUUCUUAAGAUUUCAGACGAAGAAUUGGCGAAUUCACAGAAAAAACUUCAGAGUCAAACUGCAAAAGGCCUUCAACGUAUGGCACAGUCCUCCAACAAUGGUAGUAGUACCAGUCACACUAGAUGUCAUGAGUUACCUGAGAACGUCGUGACAGUUGCAAACAUUACCAGUACACUGUCCUACAGAGCCGCUAUCACCACUGUUGCUGCUGCCCCUUCCCCCACUGCUGGACGAAUGACUGCAACCACCAGUGCUUGCAUUGACGACAACAUCUGGAUAAAUGCGAAAGACUAUGGUUGGAACUAUGCUAAAAAUAUUGGCAUUAUCAGAGGAAGUAGAAACAACAUCAAUGCUGGCUUCUCCCCGAAAAGUGUUCUUCAGGCAGAACAUAUGAUUCCUGUAACUUGCAAUGGCUUAUACAUUGACAAUGGUAGUGAAGAACUAGAAUCAGGCAGGUGUAGGAGGACAGAUGGAAAGAAGUGGCGGUGCAAAAAGAAUGUUAUUCCUGAUCAGAAGUACUGUGACCGGCAUAUUCACAGAGGAGUUAAGCAAAUGAGAACCUCCGGCCCUGUUGCUACUGCUUCUACAUCAGCUACUGCAAUGAAUUCUACUCGGCCCUCUCAGAUCACGCGAAUUGCUGGAGAGAUCCUUAAUACAAAUCUCACCAUGUCCAUCCUAGCAAGAUCACCACUGAUGCAAAAUGAUGAAAAAAGCAAUUCAAGCAGUGACAGUGAUGCAACCUUAACAGACACCAGCCUCGCUGCUUACGAACAGCUGACUUAGGUACCUCUGUAGCCAAUUUCUACUAGCAAAGGAAUAUCAAAACCAAGAAAAAAAAGGAAUUGGACUUCAUGCAUGCCCAAGUAGCUUUUAUGUUGGUUAAAACAAAAUUGGUGCAAUGUGGGGAGAUACUAUAGCGCAUGCUGCACAAACUUGACACCAUGUUCACGUUCUCGUGUAUUUUAGUAUACUGGUAUUCUAAUUAACAGCACCAGGGACAUCAGUAUGAAAAUAAAUAUAUAAUAACAAAUGACUUUUUUCAUUUUGUUUAGGUUGGUAGUGUAUUAGUAUGCAAAGACCAAAGUUUCUAGGACAUGCAUUUCAUGAUUUGAUGAGCAGUUUUUUUAAGCAUGAUGAUCCUUGUAUU
Molecule: messenger RNA, 1918 nt
Organism: Argentina anserina (silverweed cinquefoil)
Lineage: Eukaryota; Viridiplantae; Streptophyta; Magnoliopsida; Rosales; Rosaceae
Product: growth-regulating factor 9
Exons: 4
Coding region: 292-1554 (420 amino acids)
Biological process (GO): developmental process; regulation of DNA-templated transcription; DNA-templated transcription
Cellular component (GO): nucleus
Molecular function (GO): ATP binding
Source: RefSeq, a predicted model, not a curated record